This is a messenger RNA of Neurospora crassa OR74A, 1798 nucleotides long. Its product is annotated as retinol dehydrogenase 12. NCBI's taxonomy places the organism in Eukaryota, Fungi, Ascomycota, Sordariomycetes, Sordariales, Sordariaceae. Bases 395 to 1456 code for a protein of 353 amino acids. The transcript has a single exon. The record is from RefSeq and is a predicted model, not a curated record.
CACGUGUAGAAAUCUCAUUGAAAGUUUGUUGGAAAGGUGGUGAUCUCCUUGCAGCUCUUUUACUGGAUUCAUCAUCCUGCGAUCAUUGUGAAUCGCAUCCUGAAUAGAAUGCCUUUAUCCGUCAUCGAUCCAAGUCCCUACCAGGCUUCUUAUCUCCGAUCCGACAGUUGCAUGCGAAGGGAAUUGGUCAGGGGCCCGGACCACCUCGCGUAUCUUUCGAUAGCAUCAUGCAAAUCCCCCAACAACCUAACGUCAUUUCAUCCAAGACCAUUCAUUAUAAAGACUGACAUCCGGCAAAACUACCAACUCCCUGAAGUCAAGUCGCGAAAUACCUCAUAUCCAAUAUCCAGUAAGCUCGAACAGGGCUACGAAUUCAUUAGUGACGGCAACAACAAUGGACUACAUCCCCUUUCUCUCGGGGGGCGUCUCCUUCAACCCCCGCACCGAUAUCCCCUCUUCUGCUCUCCAUGGCAAAACCAUUCUCGUGACAGGUGGCAACGCCGGCCUUGGCAAGCAAUCCAUCCUCGAAUUCGUCCGCCAGCCCGCCGCCUCUCUCCCUUCGCGCAUCUGGCUCUGCUCCCGCUCCCUCGAGCGCGCCCAAUCCGCCAUCGACGACAUCUCUGCCGCCGUCCAGUCCUCCGGCAUCAACUCCGACUUCGACGCCUCUUCCAUCAUCAAGCCCCUCGAGCUCGAUCUCACCUCCUUUGACUCCAUCAAAUCCGCCGCCCGGACCGUCCUCGCCGAAAGCGACCGCCUCGACAUCCUCAUGCUCAACGCCGGCAUCAUGGCCGCCGCCACCGGCGUCACCGCCGAAGGCUACGAGAUCCAAUUCGGCACCAACCACGUCGGCCACGCCUUGCUCACCAAGCUCUUGCUUCCUCUCCUGCUCAAAACCGCCCGCAGCGCCAAGGGUAACGACCUCCCCCAGCCAGCGGACGGCACCCCUACCGCGCCUCCGGACGUCCGCGUCGUUGUCUUGUCUUCUGAAGGCCAUCGUCUUCCGCCUCUGUUGGGCAUCAACUUCGCGACUUUGAAAUCAGACCAGUCCUCCAUGUUGACGUGGCAGCGCUACGGCCAAUCCAAGCUCGCCAACAUCCUGUUUGGCAAGCAGCUUGCUGCGCAUUAUCCGGAGGAGCUGACGGUGGUGGCGCUGCAUCCCGGCGCGGUCAACACGCAGCUCUUCCAGCCGUUCCGCAAUAGUGGGUGGAUUGGGUGGGCGGUCACGGGGUUCCUCAAAUUCUUUUUGAGCACGGUGGAGGAUGGAGCGAAGAAUCAGGUGUGGGCGGCGACGGCGCCGAGGGAGCAGGUGCAGAGCGAUGGGAAAGGCAAGUGUGCGUAUUUCUUGCCGGUGGGGAAGAGGGUGGGAGAAAGUGGAUGGGCGAAGGAUGAGGAGUUGGCGAGCAAGUUGUGGCAGUGGACAGAGGGGGAGUUGGAGGGGCAGGAGGUUGAUGCUUGAGCGGGAGAUGCUGCGAUGCAUGAAGCGUGAGGUGUUGGGGAUACGUACACUAGAUGAUGGAUUGGAGCGGAACUCUUCCCGAAUACAUUAGGCACCUUGGAGUGGCUUGUCCUUCAGUACCGGAGAGCUAGAAGAUCUCUUAUACGCCUCUGUCUUUGGUGUAUCUUCGACACACUGGCUAUCAAGUUCUGUUUCUUCUAGCUUUCAGUCCGGGCGCACCGGGAUCAACUCAGGGGCACUAGUCGUGUUAGAGUCUAACGUGUCGAUAGUGGUUUUCAACCUUUCUAUACAACUUGAUAGUUCUGGGAUACAACAGCGGUAUAUGACAUACAUUCGAACUCG